Molecule: messenger RNA, 2623 nt
Organism: Ooceraea biroi (clonal raider ant)
Lineage: Eukaryota; Metazoa; Arthropoda; Insecta; Hymenoptera; Formicidae
Product: leucine-rich repeat neuronal protein 2
Molecular function (GO): protein binding
Source: RefSeq, a predicted model, not a curated record
UAAUUUUACAUAUUGAUUUAAUAUAUGUUUAAACCUAAAUUGAUAUUUUAAGCGACCAUGUACAAUGCAGCUUUACGCACGAUUCAAGUAAAUUUUAUUCGCCGUAUGGAGGCGAAAACAUUUGACGCGAUUCAGAUGUUACAUUGUUAUCGCGAUAGAGAAGAGUUGCUUCUCAGCACCUCCCUCGCUUGCCCUGAACGAUGAGUAAUUACGAGUUAACGUUAUCUUAUCGCUGUACUUUGUUAUCACGUGAAGUCGUGUUGAUACGGUCAGAUUUUAACAGUUAACAGCGCGACGAAAUUUGGAGUGGUCGCUCUUUCGCUCCAGGAUGCAUAUCCGAGUAGCAAUUGUUCUGUUCGCCGCAUUUCUUCUCGUGAAGUGUGAAAAUGACUCGAGAAACGUUACUUCGGGUUCAGUUGCAAGUAAAACGAACAAUACUGCAACGAAACCGGCGAGUUUGUGUACCGUGUGUACUUGUACAGAUACCUACGUGAACUGCAGUAAUCUGGCUUUGGAGAAUCAUUUCGAGAAUAAUCAAUGGCCGAACGUAACGGCGAAAGAAAUCUCGUUCGAGAAUAAUCACUUGACGCACGUCACGCCUUUUCCGAGGAUAGUCGUCGAGAAAUUAAUUCUACGGAAGAAUCAUAUCACCACUAUUGAUUAUCGCACAUUUAAAGAACUUGUUAAUCUCACUGAAUUGGACCUGAGUCACAAUCAACUUACGUCAGAGCUACUAGGGCCGCACAUCUUUGAGGGCAAAUUUUCGCCGGAGGCGUACGAACCUUUGUCGAAUUUAAAAGUUUUGAAUCUGGCCGACAAUUUACUUCACUGGUUACAUCAAAGUAUAUUCGAACACCUGGUUGGCAUCAAAGUGCUGAAUCUCUCUGGAAAUCCUUUCGGUGUAUUCGACUAUCGUACAUCCAUAGCAAUCAGUAGCUUGUCAUACUUGGAGGAAUUAGAUAUAAGCUACUGCCAGCUGAAGGAAUUGCCGAAUCUUCAGUUCCAUCAUGCCACCUAUUUAAGGAAAUUAAAUCUAGCGGGCAACCAAUUUGCAGUUUUGCCCAGGCCUCUGGAAGAAGCCAAGGCCUUGGAAUAUCUCCGUUUGGAUUUUAAUCCGAUACGCGUUAUUGAUCGCGUGAACGCUUUCCCGAGCCUGAAGAAACUUAAAGAACUUAGUUUAUGCGAUAUGCCAGCUUUGACGGAAAUCGGAGGUGGCGGUUUAUCAGAGUUAAUCGCUUUGGAAAAUCUCUACGUGCAAAAUUGUCCAAAAUUAGACAGGAUUGAUGAAUACGCCAUAGUGCUCAAGACGUCUGAAGGCGCGAUGUGGCCGCCGUUAAAGAAAUUGAUUGUAAAGUCUAACGCUCUCCGAUAUUUGCCGAUGUUGCUCGUCGGGAGAUGGGACAAGCUCGAAGAAUUGGAUUUGGGAUACAACCGUUGGAGUUGUGACUGCAAGAAUCAAUAUCUGAUCGGGACCGUAUUACCUCAAUAUGGGGAGAAACUGAUGGGGAAGAAGAUCAGUGAUCUCACGUGUUCUGCACCGCCGGAACAUGCAGGUAAGACGCUCAUAUCCUUGGCCGAUCGACACUUACGCUGUUUGGAUAUUUACAACGCACGACCGGAAAAGGACGCUGCGAUACUCGUCGGGGUACUGAUCGGGCUGCUCCUCGCGAUUCCGGUCGGUCUGGUGCUUUUUGUCCUCUGGCGACGCGGCUUUUUGUUUUGCGGUUUACAAGGACCCGCCUCUUACUCGCGCGCCUUUUACAAGCGCGCGUCUAACGACGACGACAUUUAAUUAUAAUAUCUUUGUCAUUUUUAUUUGUUUACGGUAAGCUUUUUCAGAGAAAAUAUUAAGGUACAAUAUUUGUAUUUAGUUAGCAUUAAGUUGUGGGAGAGUUCGUAAUGUGAAUAAUGCAUCAAAUAUCUAGUCCAACUGAGUGUUUCUUCAAGUGACAUAUUUUUGUAAUUUUGUGUAUCUUAUCAGACUUGUCGAGAGCGCGUAUAUUUCACUUGUUAAUGUACACAAUUAUCGUAAAUCUGGUACUAAGAUUUUUAAAUCAUAUAUUCAUACAUAUUAUGUCAUUUUAAUGAAUUACUCUGUCUUGUGUUAAAUGAAAGAAAGAGAAAGGGAAAGGGAGAAAAAUACAAAUUUAUUUAUUUAUAUUUAUUAGUUUAGGAAAUGCAAUCUAUUGAAUUUUGCAGUUUUCGUAAAGUUUUUGGAAAUUAUUAAAUGCGUGAUAUUUCUCAUGCAAUGUCAUAAAGAAUAAGAGAGAAAGAGAGAGAUUGUGAUUUUAAAAAUCGACUGCUACAUUAAAAAUAUGGAGGUUUUACACUGGUCUCGACGCAAAGUCACGCAAUCUCUCGUUUAAUCUUUUAUUUUCUAAAAUAAUUUCCACAAUUUUGCGUAAAAUUUUUUCGAUACAUUGUGCACCUUCUGGACUAAGGUAAAAAUAAAUAAAUAAAACUCUCGUGACGUAUGGAAUAGCGUAUAAUGCAUGAAACGAUAUAACAAAUUCAUAUCUCCUCACCAGACUCUCACAAUAAUCAAUGUUUAUCAAUGAAACCGUGGAACACCGUGGAUCAUGCAUGUAUCACGGCUCUACAAUAAAGGAAACUUGAAAACGAA